Molecule: messenger RNA, 690 nt
Organism: Postia placenta MAD-698-R-SB12
Lineage: Eukaryota; Fungi; Basidiomycota; Agaricomycetes; Polyporales; Adustoporiaceae
Exons: 4
Biological process (GO): mismatch repair
Cellular component (GO): MutLalpha complex
Molecular function (GO): ATP hydrolysis activity; ATP binding; ATP-dependent DNA damage sensor activity
Source: RefSeq, a predicted model, not a curated record
GAUGCCGGGAUUGCCAACGCGGAGGACGAUGCGAAGGCGGCCGAGGCUCUCUCUCUUGUCAUUGACAAAACGGACUUCGCAUCGAUGGAGAUCGUUGGGCAAUUCAAUUUAGGGUUUAUCAUCGCGCGACGGCAUACGUCGCCUACCGCAUUGGCAGAUGCUCAUGGGAACGGCAGAGGGCACAUGGACGAUCUCUUUAUCGUCGACCAACACGCCGCGGACGAGAAGUACAACUUCGAGACGCUUCAGCAGACCACGGAGAUCAUAUCUCAGAAACUCAUUCGCCCACAGCCUCUUGAGUUGACCGCCGCCGAUGAGAUACUGGCGACUGAGAAUCUAGAUGUCCUUAAACGAAAUGGAUUUGAGAUAGACAUAGAUGACGAUGCGACGUUUGGCGACGGGCAUCGACUUAAGUUGUGCGCACAGCCCAUUAGCGAGAACACCGUUUUCGACGUCAAGGAUCUGGAGGAGUUGCUACAUUUACUACAAGACCGUCCCACAGGCCAGAUGGUCAGAUGCUCUAAGGCACGCGCUAUGUUUGCAAUGAGAGCUUGUCGGAAAAGCGUCAUGAUUGGGAUGGCUCUAGACCGGCGGCAAAUGACAUCUGUAGUUCGCCAUAUGGGGAUGAUAGACCAGCCCUGGAACUGUCCUCAUGGCCGGCCCACGAUGCGACAUUUGUCUGACAUUAGU